GGAGUUUUGGAGAGAAAUCUGCAAGAGAGAGAUGAAUGGAUGGAUAAAAAAUUUGGUCUCUCCUCUUCAGAGUCUGCAAAAGUGUGUUGAACAAGUGUGUGUGAACCUGUGAAUUGCGAAGUGCGAAGAUUGCGAAGUGCGAAGCCGGCAAAGAAUACGAGAUAUAAGGUAAUUAAGGUCACUCGAAUACCUGGGAGAUUUUCUAAAAUGCCGCAAGGAAGAAGAAAAACUCCGUUCAGCGGAAAAGCUAAGAAGCAGCAGAUGCAGAUUAAAAAUCAACGAAAAACUAACAUAUUGUUAACUGGGCACCCAAGCAGAAGUGAUGAAACAAACCAAAAUAAUUUUGGGUGUAAUCUUCAGAAAAUCAACAAGUUACCUAAAGAUAACACUGACAAAAACAGGUAUGUGUUGCAAUUCUAUCAAGAAUCUAGAGAAGAAUUGCAGAAGAGGAAAGAGGAAGCCACUCGUACAAUUGAAUUACAUCCUCUAGAAAAACAAGAAGUUUCUGAUGAUUAUUUUCCACUUGAGAUUGAUAUGCCAAAGAGACCGCCUUGGGAUUUCAGCAUGACCAAAGAACAGUUAGAAGUCAGAGAGCAACGAUAUUUUCAUGAGUAUUUAAAAGAAAUGGAAAAAAUAGAAAACAUUAGUUAUUUCGAACUAAAUCUUGAAACUUGGCGACAAUUGUGGAGAGUACUUGAAAUGAGUGAUAUAUUAUUGAUCAUUGUUGAUAUCAGAUAUCCUGUAAUGAUGUUCCCUCCAUAUCUCUACAACCACGUCACUAACAAACUGGGCAAAGACAUGAUUUUAAUUUUGAACAAAAUUGAUCUAGCUCCAGCAGCAUUGGUUGUUGCUUGGCAAGAAUACUUUAAGACAAAGUAUCCCAAACUCCACAUUUUACAAUUUACGUCGUUUCCAACAUAUAAUUUAAGAGAAAAUAUUGAAAAUGAGGAAACAGCUUUGAAGUCAAGGAGAAAAAAAGGAAAAUUAAAGAUGGCUGCAGAGGGGGCCAAAAAAAUUAUGGAGACUUGCAAAGAGAUUGUUGGAGAUCAGGUUGAUUUGACUUUGUGGCAGGAAAAAAUUCAAGAAGAAAUGCAUUCAGAGUAUGAUCUUGAUGAUUUAGAAAGAAAGGAGGAAAUUUUAGUUGAGAAAAAAGACACUAGCUACUAUGAACAUGAAAAGUACAAAAGUGGAAUUUUAACCAUUGGUUGUAUUGGUACUCCAAAUGUUGGAAAAUCCUCGCUGAUUAAUGCUUUAAUGGGGAAAAAAGUUGUCAGUGUUUCUAGAACCCCCGGCCAUACCAAACAUUUUCAGACGAUCUUUCUUACGAAAAAUGUUUGCCUGUGCGACUGUCCCGGUUUAGUUUUCCCGUCAACGGUACCUAAACAGUUUCAGAUUCUAAUGGGAUCCUAUCCUAUCGCACAAGUCCGAGAACCUUAUACAGCUAUCAAGUUUCUGGCAGAGAGGGUAGAUUUGCCAAAAUUGUUGAAACUGCAGCAUCAGGAAAAUGAUAACACCUGGUCUGCCAUGGAUAUUUGUGAUAGCUGGGCCGCGAAAAGAAACUUUCAUACAGCAAAAUCAUGUAGACUGGACACGUACAAAGCGGCAAACUUCUUGCUUCGUUUGGCUUUAGAGGGAAAAAUUUGUAUUUACGCCUAUCCUCCUAAGUGGUCUACUGAAAAAGAACGUUGGGAAAGUCAUCCCGAUGUCGAGAUUGUUAAGUGGAUUCAGGCGAGGACCCGUAUCGAAGGCGAUAAGCCGCCUAGUGUGAUUGAUUCUAUGUCGGAAUCGGAAGAGGAAAACGCAGAAGUUUGUGAUGAAAACGCAGAUGUAGAAAACGAUAGCGUCGAAAAAACAGACGAUGAAGAAGAAUCGGAUGAUGAAGUGGAGGUGAUCAAAAUGUCGACCUUAGAAAACAAAUUUAAGCUUUUAGCAGAUGAUUAAAGCUGCGCAACUAGUUGGAGGCAGUAUUUUUUUUUAAUAAAAAAUAAUAUUUUUUGAAAUACUCGAGUAAAUUUUUUUGAAAAACUUUCUUCUUCAAUCGAGAUUCGAAGAUUUUAAGACAUCUU
Molecule: messenger RNA, 2066 nt
Organism: Copidosoma floridanum
Lineage: Eukaryota; Metazoa; Arthropoda; Insecta; Hymenoptera; Encyrtidae
Gene: Ns4
Product: Nucleostemin 4
Molecular function (GO): GTPase activity; GTP binding
Source: RefSeq, a predicted model, not a curated record